Messenger RNA from Sorghum bicolor (sorghum), 938 nucleotides. RefSeq lists its product as uncharacterized. The coding region runs from base 117 to 677 and encodes 186 amino acids. The transcript has 2 exons. Lineage: Eukaryota; Viridiplantae; Streptophyta; Magnoliopsida; Poales; Poaceae. The record is from RefSeq and is a predicted model, not a curated record.
CUUGCGUCCUCCACUGGUCUGCCUCGCGCACGCGCUCGCUCCCACGCCCCACCCACAACGGCGAGCUCCUCCCUUCCCUCCGGCAGCGGCGGUGCCGAUAAGGCAUAUAUUACAGCAUGCAGGGGAAUCCUUUUGAGUGCAAAAGCUGUGUAUUUACACCCAGAGCUGCAAUGGGUUCCAGUGGUCAUGCACUUCAUGAUGCAAAUAGGAUCCACAGUUUGGGAUUUGGCAGUUCUUCAAAGGAUUGGGAUAGAAUUCGUCUGCGCAAGGCCCAAUUGAUCAACUUCCUUUCUACGCUAACAGAACAAAAAGAAAAGGCUGACAUGAUAGUUCUUGAUUCAGAUGAUGAGAAUGGAAACAGGUCAGGAUACAAUAAGUUGGCAUCUGAGAUUGGCAAAGAACUCACAACAUCUGAAGUGGCUCGUAAUAUCACAGGGAGGGUGACAUCUAAUGGGAGCCAAGCAUUUGUAACCAUGCAUGCUGAUGGAGACGAUGUCAGGAGUGGAGGGCGCCGAGCUGAUCAAGCUUCUGAUGGUGACCCAAGGGAGGCGGGAAACAGCGCUGAGCCAAAGGAGCUGAAAGCGGGAAAUGAAGAUGGGCGGGGAGGCGUCGUGAGGCCCAAGCGCGCAGUCAAGCCCAACCCGAAGUAUUUCGGCUCAACCUGGCAGAACCGCUGAAGCAGAGAAGGCGAGUUGGUGAAACGUUAAAGAAGGGAGGCGUCGGGCACCGUGGGGAUCACUCAAGGAAUAGAACAGGAAGGCCGGCUGCGUCCGGAAUAAGCGGGGUGCUCAUCGCUCGCCCGAUUGUACUCUGUUCUAGAUUCCUGCCACUAUCGUGUUAAACUCCACUGACUCGUGUUAAUUCAGUGGUAAUCCGAAAUUCGUGUAGUAUCGUGACAGACAAGAACACGAAGAUUGCUCCAUAUAGUGAAUGUUCUA